This is a messenger RNA of Glossina fuscipes, 2253 nucleotides long. RefSeq names its product bifunctional lysine-specific demethylase and histidyl-hydroxylase NO66 (gene NO66). Gene Ontology annotation, molecular function: histone H3K4 demethylase activity; histone H3K36 demethylase activity. Gene Ontology annotation, cellular component: nucleolus. The transcript has 4 exons. The record is from RefSeq and is a predicted model, not a curated record. NCBI's taxonomy places the organism in Eukaryota, Metazoa, Arthropoda, Insecta, Diptera, Glossinidae. The coding region runs from base 93 to 2156 and encodes 687 amino acids.
UUAUUGACUUUCUGCUUCUUUGUUUUCGUAUGCACGUGGGCUAUUGUUAGUUAUUUGUUAAACUUUAAGAUGUAAGGAAAAAACUAUUAAAAAUGUCUAGCACGGCCGAACCGAUUUCCGCCUUUGGUGCAUACAACAUUGGCAAACAAAGCAAACGCUUGCAAAAGCUCACAAAAAAAGGUAACUCGCUUAACAAAACUAUUGGUGGAAAAAUCAAGAAAAAAAUUGCUCGUGCUCCAAUUCCGGUUUAUAGCCAAAAGAAGAAUGAGGCAUCCGACCGAAAAUCAGCAAAAGGUGUAAGAGCUAAAUCAUUAAAAAAGAAUAACAAAAUGACUAAUAAACGGGUAAACCUUAAGCCGCAUAUUAAAGAAUACAAAGCGGGUAAUUCGAUGAUUAGCGGCCCUAGUUUAAAUAAAAAGAAACAGAAAAAGAAGUUGAAAAGUCCUCUUAAGCCAUUAGAACAAGAAGAGAAAAACAAUUUUGAGGAAGGAUAUAAUGAAGAAUAUAUGUGUGUACAAAACGUAUCAUCUCCAAAAGAUGAACAAGAUAUUACAGUCGUAUUACCUAGAGACAAUUUGACUAACAAGCAGAAUGCGGCUAGCGCCACUAAAGUAGCCUUAACAAAUGGUGCGACAAAGAACAAAUUGUUGAAAACAAAGGAAGUAUCUAUGGGAGCUAUUAAGAAGUCUCCAGCUUCUGUUAAAAGCAAAAAAAAGAGUACAUCUAAUGUUAGCGAUGCUUUACCUAAAGUUACGAAAACAACCAGUGUUAAAUUUGAACCUCUCUCUUCUCAAAGCAACGUCAUUCGUAUGAACAGCAUUACUGAGGGUAAACGUACUUUUGAAUGGUUAUUAAAUCCAGUGAAAGUUGAAGAUUUCUUUGCCAAAUACUGGGAAAGUAAAUCAUGCUUUAUUAAACGACGACAAAGUAAUUAUUUUUCUCAUUUGAUCUCAUUUGAGGCCAUUGACCAGAUGUUGCUACAAAAUCAUCUGGAAUUUACCAAGAAUAUAGAUGUCACUUCCUAUAAAAAUGGUGAACGCGAGACUUUAAAUCCUGAAGGUCGAGCUUUGCCACCUACUAUAUGGGAUCACUAUGGUCAAGGAUGUAGUAUACGUUUGCUGAACCCUCAAGCCUUUUUACCAAAUCUUUACACUUUAAAUAGUACUUUACAAGAAUAUUUCCAUUGUUUAGUCGGUGCAAACGCUUACCUAACGCCACCCAACAGUCAAGGCUUUGCGCCACACUAUGAUGACAUUGAAGCGUUUGUUUUGCAAAUAGAAGGUCGUAAGCGUUGGAAAUUGUACAAACCACGCCAGCCUGAAGAAAUAUUGCCACGCUUCUCCUCUAGAAACUUUUCACAAGAAGAGAUAGGAAAACCUAUAUUUGAAGAGGUACUACAACCUGGUGAUAUUUUGUAUUUUCCUCGUGGCAUUAUACAUCAAGCUAAAACUGAACCCGGAUAUCACUCACUGCAUCUUACUUUAAGCGUUUAUCAGAAACAAUCGUAUGCCGAUUUAUUAGAAAAAAUGGUACCUUUAAUGUUAGAGAAAGCUAUAUACAAUAACCCAGAUCUGAGAAGAGGUUUGCCUCUACAAUGUUGGCAUCUUGCUGGUAUAGCUCAUAGUUCUCAUGGCUCUAAAGAACGAACUUCUUUGGAAAAGAAGGUUAAGCAACUUUUGAACAAAUGUAUGAACAGCGUAGACUUAACAGAUGUUAUGGAUUCAGCAUUUGACCAAUUAGCCAAAAAAUAUCAUCGUGAAGCUUUGCCACCCGAAAUAUUAGACACAGAAAAAUUGCGGACUGUUUAUGGUUCGCGCAGUCGCACAAACGAACACGGCGAGUGCCUGUGUGAUUACGAGAUCGAAGAACGAACCAAUGUACGAUUAUUAAGGGCUAAUAUAUUACGUUUAGUGGAAGAAGAGGGCAAGAUGCGCAUCUACUACUAUUCCGAUAAUUCGAAGUUGUUCUGUGAAUAUGAGCCUACUUUUAUAGAAAUAAAAGAUACCCAGGCGGCUAGUGUUGAAGUGUUAAUUAAAUCUUAUCCAGAGUAUGUAAGCGUCUCUCAGUUGCCUAUGGAGCAAACAGAGGAGAAAAUUGAUCUAACUCAAGCUUUGUGGGAGAGAGGUCUGCUAAUGUUCGAGAAACCAUUUAAUUAAAACAAUCGAGCUAAAUAAAGCAUUAUCAUACAAUUCUUAACUGAAAAUUUUUUAAAUUUUUUCUUUUUUUUUAAUAAAUUAAAAGAAGAAAACUCUU